Molecule: messenger RNA, 2615 nt
Organism: Xyrauchen texanus (razorback sucker)
Lineage: Eukaryota; Metazoa; Chordata; Actinopteri; Cypriniformes; Catostomidae
Product: solute carrier family 13 member 2-like
Exons: 12
Coding region: 79-1917 (612 amino acids)
Biological process (GO): monoatomic anion transmembrane transport
Cellular component (GO): membrane
Molecular function (GO): transmembrane transporter activity
Source: RefSeq, a predicted model, not a curated record
CUCUGCUCACAUCAUCAGCACUUUGGUUUGUUUUCCAUCCACAGCACACCUGACAUCUGAAGCUUAGUGCCAGAAAACAUGGCAGGGGUUCUUCGAUGGCUGUGGAAUCAUAGAAACUACCUGAUCAUCUUCAUCACCCCCUUUCUGAUACUGCCCCUACCUCUGGUUAUCCCAACUCCGGAAGCAAAAUGUGGCUUUGCCAUCAUCCUGAUGGCACUGUAUUGGUGCACAGAGUGCAUGCCACUGGCUAUCACCGCCCUGCUGCCUGUUGUCCUCUUCCCUAUGAUGGGCAUCAUGCAGUCUGGACAGGUAUGUGUGCAGUAUUUAAAGGACACCAAUAUGCUGUUCAUUGGUGGGUUGCUGGUGGCUAUAGCUGUUGAACACUGGAAUCUCCAUAAGCGCAUCGCCCUACGGGUUCUCCUAAUAGUGGGAGUUCGACCUGCUUUGCUGAUGCUGGGCUUCAUGAUUGUGACAGCCUUCCUCUCCAUGUGGAUCAGCAAUACAGCCACCACAGCCAUGAUGCUGCCCAUUUCUCAGGCUGUUCUCAAGCAGCUCAGUACAACAGAGGCUGAGGCUGAUGAGAAAGAGCUCAGGGAAGGGCAGUAUAACCAAGCUUUUGAGUUGGCUGAGGUCUCUGACACCAAACCUCCUUUGGAUGACUAUGACACUGGAGACAAACUAAGUAUCAGCUCAGAUCCAGAGGCAGGAAUCAAUCCACUGUCUGAACACAGGAGGAAGGAGCGUGAGGCGAAGUACCUUCGUCUUUCUAAAGGGAUGAGUCUUUCUGUGUGUUACUCCGCCAGCAUUGGAGGCACUGCCACUCUGACAGGCACCACACCAAAUCUCAUUCUCAAGGGCCAGAUGGAUGAGAUUUUUCCAGAUAACGCUGACGUGAUCAACUUUGCCAGCUGGUUUGGGUUUGCCUUCCCUAACAUGGUGCUGAUGCUGGUGCUCUCUUGGCUCUGGCUGCAGUGCAUUUAUUUGGGUUUUAACUUUAAAAAAUCUUUUGGCUGUGGAACGAAUGAUGAGGGAGACAAAGAUGCGUACAGAGUGAUGAAGAAUGAAUAUAAGAAGUUGGGCCUGAUAUCUUUUGCUGAGGGUGCAGUGCUAGUCAUCUUUGUCUUGCUGGUGAUUCUGUGGUUCACACGAGAACCGGGUUUCAUGCCAGGCUGGGCCAGUGAGCUUUUCAACAAAAAUGGACAGUUCGUCACAGAUGGCACCGUGGCCAUUUUAAUGUCAACCCUGUUUUUCAUUAUUCCAUCUCGUGUAGAGUGUUUCUCUUCAUCCAAAGAGAAAAAUUAUGAAGGAGAAGGAGUAGAGCAGGAAGGAGAAAAACAAGAUAAUGAAGACAAACAGGAGAAGAAGGAACGCAAGAAGCUUGCGGCUCCUCCAACUCUUCUAAACUGGAAAGUGGUGCAUGAACGCAUGCCCUGGAACAUAGUCCUGCUGCUGGGGGGAGGAUUUGCCUUAGCAAGUGGCAGUGAGGUAUCAGGAUUGUCCAUUUGGUUGGGUAAAAGUCUGGCCCCUCUGAAGAAUAUCCCACCCUUUGCCAUCUCCCUGAUCCUCUGUCUGCUGGUGGGAACUUUCACUGAAUGCUCCAGCAACACAGCCACCACCACUCUAUUCCUGCCUAUACUUGCCUCUAUGGCAACAACUAUCGGGCUCCAUCCUCUCUACGUCAUGCUUCCCUGCACAAUAAGCGCAUCGCUAGCGUUUAUGCUUCCUGUAGCCACUCCACCAAACGCCAUUGCCUUCUCCUAUGGCAACCUCAAAGUCCUAGACAUGGCAAGGGCAGGAUUCAUGCUCAACAUCAUCGGCAUUCUGUGCAUCAACCUCGGCAUCAACACGUGGGGAUGGGCCUUGUUCAAACUAGACACUUUUCCUUCAUGGACCAAUGUCACACAUGAAGCACCAUGAAUAACUUUCCAAACAACCCUUUGGUUUAGUGAGUUUACUGAAGUCACAGAGAGGGGAAGACCAUUCAAAAAGUACAAUGAAAAGAAAAAAAGGGUCACAGCAGUUGUAGCAUGCAGCACUUCUCCCCUCAUCAAUGCCCUCUGGAGCAAAUGCUUCGUUUUGUCUCUUACAUCUGCUUUUCACUGUAUCUUCUCAAGAAAUCUUUGUCAUUGUCUGAAGAGGUCAGUAAGAUUUUAUGGCCUCUGAAGUUCUGUUUAAAUCUUUAAAACGUCACUUUCAACAGCACAGGGCAAGUAUGAGGAGUUUGUUAAUGUGAGUGCAUGUAGCGCUUUUGCUGCCCCGAAGUGGUGGAAGUAGGUUAUACGUUAUAAGUUCAUCAGAGAGGGACUGUACAAAGCUUUUUUCUACAUUGUGGCUUUAGUUUUUACAAGUAGCUUUUCUGGUCUUCCAUUUGUGCUGGUUCAUGAAAAUGUAUCUAAUUUAUAGGGUCUUAUUCAGACGUUUUAUAUUAGAUCCCUUUUUGGAUCAUUCAGUCUGUAUUUACUUUUAAAACACUGUUUAAUAUCUGUCAAUUAACAUAUGAUUAACAUGACAUUUCAAUAUUAAGUUAACAUUUUUAUUUUACAUUUUCUCUAUAAGUGCCUCUUCUGAAAUAAAAAAAAAUUGCAAUUAAUUUUUCUGAAAUAAAAACAUCUUGA